Molecule: messenger RNA, 1326 nt
Organism: Eremomyces bilateralis CBS 781.70
Lineage: Eukaryota; Fungi; Ascomycota; Dothideomycetes; Eremomycetales; Eremomycetaceae
Exons: 3
Biological process (GO): carbohydrate metabolic process; fungal-type cell wall organization
Cellular component (GO): fungal-type cell wall
Molecular function (GO): glycosyltransferase activity; chitin binding; hydrolase activity, hydrolyzing O-glycosyl compounds
Source: RefSeq, a predicted model, not a curated record
GCAACCGUGGCUUCGGUCGCAUUGCUCACCACCUCGGUUUUGGCCGACAUCCCGAAAUGCGGCCCAGGAAGCCCUUGCCCUGAGUCAGCUCCAUGUUGUUCUCAAUACGGACAGUGCGGUGUCGGCGCAUACUGCCUCGGUGGCUGCGAUCCUCUCUUCUCCCAUAGCAUGGAAGCAUGCGUUCCGAACCCCGCUUGCAAGAGCGCCGACUACCAGUUUAAGUCGUUGAGCGAUGUCGCAUCCAUCUCAAAGUAUCUAGGAGACCCGUCGAAGGCAAACUGGGUGUCGAGCGGCAACCCGGCCGCGUACGGUGAUUCUAUACUGUUGACCAUGGCGCCGGACACGGUCGGCACGCUCAUGGCGACGACCAAGUAUGUCUGGUACGGCAAGAUUUCCGCGACAAUGACGACCAGUCAAGGCGCUGGUGUUGUGACGGCAUUCAUCAUGAUGUCCGAUGUGAAGGAUGAAAUCGACUUCGAAUUCGUUGGCGUGGACUUGGAUCAUGCGCAAUCCAACUUCUAUUCCCAGGGUGUGACGAACUAUAACAACGGCAAGAACCUGACUGUGACGAAUACCGUGGAGAACGUUCAUACGUACACCAUCGACUGGCAGCCCGAUCACCUCGACUGGAUCGUCGAUGGCAAAAUUCUCCGCACGCUGAAGCGCCAGGACACGUGGAACAGCACUUCCAACCGCUUUGAUUACCCCCAAACCCCAUCCCGAGUGAUGCUUUCCCUUUGGCCAGCCGGUCUUCCCUCCAACGGCGAAGGCACCAUCAAGUGGUCCGGUGGCCUCGUCGACUGGAACAGCCCGCUGAUGCAGAACGGAUACUACUACGCCAUGGUCAAGUCGGUCAAUGUCGAGUGCUACGAUCCCCCGUCAGGAGCCCAAAUCCAAGGAAGCAAGGCCUACAUCUACACCGACGAAGCCGCCACCAACAACACCGUCCAGAUGGUCGACAAGGUAGUCGUCCUCAAAUCCCUCUACGCUAGCGGUGAAAACCCCGACUUCGAUCCCAACGCCAGUGCUUCCGGCUCGUCGCCAUCCUCCACCCCGAGCCUCUCUGCCGAAACCGUUCCCGGUGUCGUCGGUGCUGGCGAGCGAAGCGGUGAGGACUCUAGCGGAGGCUCCGGUUCCACGAACAGCGACCCGUCUGGCAACACCCAAUCUGGUGACAGCAGCGGCAGCAGUGGAACCGGCAGCGGCGGCUCCACGGGCUUCUCUCAGGGAGGGAGCAGCGCCGGUGGGAACAGCGGUGCCUCGUCAGACAAGAUGGUCAAGGGGAGCGUCUUCGCCGUCGUGGUUGCCGCCAUUGCGCUUCUGGCC